This is a messenger RNA of Meloidogyne enterolobii, 743 nucleotides long. The record is from the annotation of a GenBank genome assembly. Lineage: Eukaryota; Metazoa; Nematoda; Chromadorea; Rhabditida; Meloidogynidae.
UUCAAAAAUUUAAAUUAAUUUAUUUAAUUUUUUCUGCUUCAAAUAUUCAAAUAAUGACAACAAUGGAGAUUGAUCAGAUUUUGGGAAACGACACAAUUAUUGGAGAAGGAGGAGAUGGUGGACAAAAAACAACAACAACCUCCACUAACAACAACAAAAAGAAGAGCAACAACCUUUUUGAACUUGUUCAAAAAGAGAACGAGCAAAUUAAAGAAGUUAUUAAAAAAACUCACGAUUUUAUUCGUGAAGCUAUUGUAGAUCAAUCAAAAGAAGUAGUAAAAGAAAUUUUACAACAAGUAAAUCCACGUUUUAUGGAGAUUGAGAACUCCAUUUUAGAAUUAAAAAAUGCAGUUCAAACUUUAUCCGCGGAAAGCGAGGCUUCCUCUGAUUCUGUUUCUGUUAUGGGUCCGGAAGAGGAGGAAGUUGUUGGAGAGCCUAUAAUUAAUGAGGAACAACAACAAAAUGCUCAACAACAAGUUCUUAUAGAAAAUCAACAAAAUAACCGUAUUGAUGCGAGAGAUGGGCCACAAAACCGCCGUGAGGCGAGAGGACGUGGAAAUGACCGCGGGCGACCGCGAGGCGGCCGUAGUGCCAUAGAUGCUCGAUUGUUUUUCCUCUUGCGCCAAUUAGAGCGUGAGAGAGCAAAUGAACGUUUCAGCCCAUAUCGUCAUAGCCGUGGCGGAUAUGGAGGUGGAAGUAAUGGUAAUGGACAUCGUCGUGACUACUAUCGUCGUGGAUACUAA